This is a messenger RNA of Naegleria gruberi, 792 nucleotides long. RefSeq lists its product as uncharacterized. Gene Ontology annotation, biological process: activation of GTPase activity; nucleocytoplasmic transport. Gene Ontology annotation, molecular function: small GTPase binding; GTPase activator activity. Gene Ontology annotation, cellular component: cytosol; nucleus; perinuclear region of cytoplasm. The transcript has a single exon. The record is from RefSeq and is a predicted model, not a curated record. Lineage: Eukaryota; Heterolobosea; Eutetramitea; Acrasida; Naegleriidae. The coding region runs from base 1 to 792 and encodes 263 amino acids.
AUGAGAAAACGAAAUCGACAAGAUUUAGAAAAUCAUCAAUUCAUUAAUUCGGAGGAAAUAUUCAUUAACAAUAUUAUGGAAGAGAAAUCAAAAAGUGUGAAACUUCAACAAGAAAUAUUUUCAGAUGAUGUUUGUUUUGAAAUAAUUUCCAUGCUUGAUGAUUCGUGGUUUAUUUUAAAUAAUUGUUCUUUAAUUUCAAAACAAUUCUUUAAUGUGAUCAAGGAACGCUCAAAACUUGGUAUUCAAUUUAAAAAAAAAUUUACAGAGAAACGAGUUGAAUUAUUCAUGAAAAGUCAAUUCCUGAAUAGUAUUGUUAAGGUUAAAGUUUAUCGUUGGUUGCUUGCCUCUUUAGUAAAAACCAACCAGACCAAAUUUAUAAGUGAAAUGAAACAAUUAACAUCACUCAAUAUUACUAAUAAUCAAAUUUGUGUAGAAGGAGUUAAAUAUAUAAGUGAAAUGAAACAAUUACUAUCACUUAACAUUUCUGAAAAUGAAAUUGGUGAUAAAGGAGCCAAAUACAUAAGUGAAAUGAAACAAUUAACAUCACUCAAUAUUUAUGACAAUGAAAUUAGCAAUGAAGGUGUCAAAUACCUAAGUGAAAUGAAACAAUUAACAUCACUUAAUAUUGGUGUAAAUCGAAUUAGUGAUGAAGAAGCCAAAUAUAUAAGUGAAAUGAAACAAUUGAUAUCGCUUAAUAUUGGUUACAAUGAAAUUGGUGAUAAAGGAGUUAAAUACAUAAGUGAAAUGAAACAAUUAACCUCACUCGAUAUUGGUGAUAAUCCAAAUUGGUGA